AUGGACGCGAUCGAACAAUCUUCACCGAAUGCGCUGGCGCAUUUGACACAGGUCCCAAUCGCCCAGCUUUCUCCAGACCUUGCGCAACCGAGCCAAAAGUUUAUUGUCGCAGUUGUAACACUUAUCUGGCCAUACUCAUCCUCAAAUAAGUCUCUGAGCCUUUUGUUGGCAGAGCCGGACGCCCGCCUACGACGGCCGAAUGGACAAGUGAAGGCCACAUUUCAUGGACGCGUCGCGCAGAAGAUCGCAGAGUCGCAUGUCGGAAUAAGGGAUAUCGUUCAUCUUUCCUUGGCAAAUUCCAAGUUUGUUAGCAAUGAAGCUGCCAAGCAAACACCGGGGAGGUCUAUCGCGUGGGGUGCACACUUUGAAGAUGCUGUGUCUCUCGAGGUUCACCGAUCCUCCGAUCCUCCGUUAACAAUCAGCGUUGAGCUACAGCCGACGGUGCCAGAUCAUGUCCAACUCGCACCUCCGUUAACCCCCGUUCGCCAAACAGCCAAGCAUGGAUUGGAUACAGCACCUGGUUCAGGCUCUUGGGGAUCACCAGCAUUCAUGCGGUCCGCUCGCAACUCCUUUGGAGGGGUUAUCGAUACCUCGCGUGACCCUUUUGCGGAAGACGAUGGCUUUGUGCCCGGGAAAGGAAGGAAACGUCCGCGGUACAGCUUGCAAAGGGAGGAUUGGCGUCUGAUCGAUGAGCCGGAGAGCUCCGUCGAACAAGAACUUCCCGUGGAUUGGUGGGAACAGACCUUGGAAAAAGAACUUGACGCGGAGGAUGCGGAGGGUCAAUCUUCGGACGAACCGAUGGCAGAUGCUGCUGCUACUCAAGCCAACCUCGAGAAUGCACCACCAGAGCCCCUGUCAGUGUUUGCGAAGCCUUCCCUUGAACUUACGGGUAGCAUCAUUGAGAGACGUGCGGGCGAGUUAAGCAACAAUACAUCUCAUGAAUCAGCCGAUAUCCCCGGGCAAGGACCUCCGUCUUUUCAUCUUCCAACCGAUACACCACAGAUCCGACCUAUUCCCUCUCCUGGACUUCCAAUCCCCUCGCCACUGGUGUCACAUCACGCUAAUUCUAGUGGAUAUUUCACAUCAUGGUCCGCGUCUGCGCAAACCGAAGCGAUUCGUUCUGUUGCUGCGGAAACAACCACCAUCACAUCACACUCUGAAUCCUCUGUUGAGACCCACGAGACCCACGAGACCCAUGUCACCGAAUCUCUUGAACCACUUGCAAUGGGAUCGGUCCAGUCAAAUGUUGCAUCCCUCCAGGAGGAACCCGUUCUUGAUGCCGAGUCUCUUCUCCAGGACAUUGCGCCACGGUCUACAAGAUUAGAAGAUCUACCAGAUGAACCAGAAGUUGGGAUGACCGAUCACCGGCCAACCGUCGAUGAACCAAUUAUUGUUCAGGCUGAUGUUGAAAUUGGAAAUGCCGACGAAGUUGAACAGUCAAAUGAAGAACAGCCCCCCAAAAUUCUGUCCGUAGAAGUUCGUGACCAUCAACGGGAGGAUGGAGACCUCCGCGACGAUGUGCGGUCCGUUCAGCCUGAAGGCGAAGUUGAUAAUGAGGAAGAGCCCUUAUCAGAUUCCGAAGUGGAGAUUCAGUCAGCUGGCCAACAACAUCCGACAUCCGCCGCGGAUGCGGAUACAAUCCAUGAAAACAAACUCAAUGCGAAGACCCCCGAAGACCGCGGAAGUGGAGAUGAAGUUGAUGGGUCAUCUCCAGCUUCAAACGUUCUUCCUCGCUCGCGCAGUCAAAGCUACAUCGAAGAAGACGAUGAAAUGGCUGAAGGAGAAGAACAGUACGAAGAACAAUCUGACGAUUAUGACUCACAAUAUGACUACGAUGAUGAGGAGGACCACCAUGUACCCCGUUUGGGCACACGACCGGAACAAGAAGAAUUUAGCGAUGAGGAAUCUAACGUCGACAAUUCUAGCGAGGAUGAAUCAGAACAAGAACGGAGCUUCCCCUCCCGCCCGAAGACCCAAGAGGUAAUCGUGCUGGACAGUGACAGCGAGGAUGAACCUGCUCCUGGUCACCCACCGGUGUCCACUUAUCAACUCCAUGAGCAAGACGAGCGUUCAGAAAGCCCCGAAUCUGGCCAGUCCGCACCACUGUAUGCCGAUAGAGCGCAGAGCGCGGAGGAAUCGUACGGCAGCGAUCAAAGCGAAGAAAGCGAAGAAAAGAACGACUAUGAAUCCGAUGACAAAGAUGGUAGAGUGCAUGACAGCGACAAGGCUGAUGAAUCACCAUUUGAUGGAUUUUCGCGAGACGAAGAUGCCCCGGAACAUCACCAGGAAGUGGCAUCAGUCAACGCGGAACAGUAUGCCGAUGCUCCGCUGGCAGAGUUUGAGAACGAAGAGCCAGACGAUCAAGACUCUGAUUUGAUAGCUAGCCUCGAGUCACAGCUUGAAGCAGCUUCAAAUCAAGGCUCUGACAAAGAACAGCCUUUUGAUGAUUAUCAAAGCGUACCCGAAGUGCCUGAAGCUAUGGACCAGGUACCAGCAGAAAAUAAUGAGAAUAUGGCUGAUCCUGUCCUACACUCUGACGCCGAAAAGAUAGAUACCUUCCUCAAUGUGGACGGGCCGUCUGAUUCGCACGUUUCUCCAUCCUUUGAGGAUGCAGCCGACUUUGUGUCGGCGCACGAACAAGCCAUUGAAACCACUGAGUUUACCAAUCUUGACCCUCAAAUCGAGCCUGCAGCAUCAGGGAUUAUCACUUCUCUAUCCGAGCAACAACUCCCGACCACGGAUCCUACUCAAGAAUCUGCGUUGCCUAAUCAGAGUCGUGUUGAACCUAAGACACCCACGGCUGGUGAACGAGAUGAAGCUGUGGGCCUUGACGUAUAUCUCCCGCAUAUGCGUGCUGCUGGUUCGCUUCCGCCAGAAAUGGAUGAUGUUCCUGAGCCAGACAACGUACACCACGCCCAGGAAAGUCAGUAUGGUCUCGACGGUGCAACAGAUUACCCAAGCAAACGCCGAUCCUUGGAGGUUGUCAUCGACACUGAAGUCGCAGAAACACCGGAAGUGCUCGUGACAGCGCCGCAGCCUACAAUUCCCGAUCGAAGUGCCUCCGGAUUACGCAGCAAGCAUUCCUAUUUCGCUCCCCUCGCCACGCUCAUUGAUCACUACAAUGCUCUGGUAGACACCAUCUCAAUUGUCCACGAAGUCUCCCCAGUCGUCAAAGCCAAAACAGGCACAAAGGAUUGGUUCAUGACCAUCCAGUUGACAGACCCCUCCAUGGCCGGCACCACUCUCCACGCCCAGAUUUUCCGACGCUACAAAUCAACCUUCCCAUCAUUAGUCGAAGGCAACGCCGUUUUGCUCCGUGACUUCAAAGUCCGAAGCUUCAACCACACCGUGAUGAUCGUCAGUGCGGAAACCAGCGCCUGGGCCGUCUUCGACGGCUCACGCCCAGACGCCCAGAUAAAUGGACCUCCUGUCGAAUAUGACUCAGAGGAAAGUGAAUACGGGGCACACUUGCGUCGGUGGUAUACCGAAAUCGGCUCGGCUCGCGUUGCGGAUCAUCAACUUCAAGCUUCGAUCGAGAGGGAAAGCAUGGAUCGUGAAAUGUCGGUUACUUCUCAACCGCUCAGUGAGUCGGGAAGCCCGGAUUCUACCCGGAGUUCGCGACGCUCUCGUAGACGACGCAGUGGACGUGUCACUAUUCAUUCGCUGAGGGAUGGUACUCGCUACAUUGAGGUUGGGUCUCCGAAUAGCAGAGGGACGGAUAGCAUUCACGAGUUGCGAGAUGGUACUGUGUACUCCAACCCAUGA
This is a messenger RNA of Penicillium arizonense, 3765 nucleotides long. RefSeq lists its product as uncharacterized. Gene Ontology annotation, cellular component: chromosome, telomeric region. The transcript has 2 exons. The record is from RefSeq and is a predicted model, not a curated record. Bases 1 to 3765 code for a protein of 1254 amino acids. NCBI's taxonomy places the organism in Eukaryota, Fungi, Ascomycota, Eurotiomycetes, Eurotiales, Aspergillaceae. Gene Ontology annotation, biological process: telomere maintenance. Gene Ontology annotation, molecular function: DNA binding.